GACGAGCACGCGUGCACCGGGUUCCAGUAAGGAACACGGCGACGAAUUCGAAUCGACUCUCCGAUCCCAUCCCGCCACUACUCACCUUCUGAUUCGCUGCCAGGCCAGCGCAAUUGACGGCGAAUUCGAUUCGGCUGGGAAAUACUGGGCCUGUCGUGCCGGUGGCCCAGGGCGAGCCGCCGCGAACGAUCCGUCGACAAACGACGCAGCCUCAACCGGACAGGCCGAAGUCAGUUUCCGGUAGACCAGCGAGACGCUUGCAGCAAGCAAUCGCAGCCAUGUCGUUCCCGCUUGUUUCGCUCCAAGGCCUCGCCUCGCGGCUUUUGAACCGGCCAACGACCCUCACUGCCACCCCAUUCUCCUCCGCGACCGCGACACAAUGCCUCGCGCCCUCUGUCCGGCCCUUCUCAACAAGCCUCUCGCUCGCAGGCUCGAAGAAGAAAGACAGCAGCUCCAAGACCCCGGCCAAGACUGCCCGCAAACCCCCCGCCAACCAGGCCCAAAGGAAGAAGGCCAAGGGCAAGGAUGACGAGCCGACCGACCCGAGGAUAAUCAACAUGCUCAAGCACUUCGCCGUGCUCUCGCCGCGGCGCAUCCCGCCGCCGCUGCGCAUGGGCCGCAACCGGUACCUGCGGCACUGGACGAUCCACCGGGCGUGGAUGCUCUUCCGGCGCCGCCAGCGCCACGAGCGCGAGAGCAACCUGAUGCGGCAGUACCAGAGCAUGCGCGACGCGUGCGAGGAGCUGCGGCUGACGUCCGGCCCCGGCACGAGGCCCGAGGGCUAUCUCUUCCGCGUGGCGAUGCAGAAGGUUGGGGUGUACGGCCUGCACGCGGUGCCGAUCGAGUACGCGCGGGCGCAGACCGAGACGCCGGCCAGGGUGGCGUGGAACCAUGACUGGAAGCGGUGAGCUGGAGGUUGGCUGGAGGGGGGCAGGACUCGCAUGGGAGGGUUAAGAGAGACCGAAAUUGGAGGCACAGGCCAGCGUAGACGACGCUUCCCUGUCGGGUGUCCAUGUGCAUGCCUCCUGACUUGAUCUGCUGGCUGUGGACUCCUGCAAAUGUAAAACAACUUGUAUCAUACCUAUCUGAUGAAAGCAGUUGGAAGGCCC
Molecule: messenger RNA, 1109 nt
Organism: Thermothielavioides terrestris NRRL 8126
Lineage: Eukaryota; Fungi; Ascomycota; Sordariomycetes; Sordariales; Chaetomiaceae
Exons: 1
Coding region: 279-908 (209 amino acids)
Biological process (GO): mitochondrial translation
Molecular function (GO): structural constituent of ribosome
Source: RefSeq, a predicted model, not a curated record